CGGAAGGGGUUCGAGCCGUCCCGCCGCCCUGGGUCACCUUCUCACGGGCUGGCACCGGCGCGCAGGUGCUUUUCGACACCGAUCGGAGAGACCCCGCGCCCAGCCCUUGGGGGGGACCAGGUGCCACGGCCGAGGGGCAGGGCUGAGGCCUCCGCGAGCUCCCUGGCCGGUCCCGGGGGCGGUGCUUUGCGCGCUGGCCCCCGGGGCUCCACCCCUCUCUGCGGGCUCAGUCGCCUUUUGGCCAGGCAAGUUAAUCACCGCGGCCCAAUGACUACAGGCCCGACCUUUCCCGCCCAGGACCCAGAAAGACAACCGAGGGGGAGCCCGAGGCGGUUUCACUGCUGUGGCCGCUCCAGCAGCAGCUCCCCAGGUCUACAGACACCAGUCCACCUCGGCUUUCCCCAGCGCCUGGCCCUCCGAGACGGCACCUAACAACGGGCGCCCGCAUCUGAACUUGGCUGGUGAGAUACUUUGUAUCCGAAGGCUCAGGACCCUGGACCACCGAGGUCGCUGGGACGCAGGAACUAGGGAACAUGGGAACUGGAGUCCCUGCCUCGGAGCAGACCAGCUGUGCCAAAGGGGAUCCACAGGUUUAUUGCCCUGGAGAUACUGGAAGCACUGAGACUAUACAAGUUACAGACAGCAAGAGCCCUGAGGUCAGUCGACCACAAAAUGACUGGGGCAACCACAAUCAGGAUGACUCUGGAAAGCUGAUGGCUUCCUAUGAGGGUAAAGCUAAGGGCUACAAAGUGCCUCCCUUUGGCUGGCGCAUCUGCUUGGCUCAUGAGUUUGCAGAGAAAAGGAAACCCUUUAAUGCCAACAACAUCUCCCUAAGCAACCUGAUAAAGCAUCUGGGCAUGGGCCUUCGGUACUUGCAGUGGUGGUACCGGAAGACCCAGGUGGAGAAGAAGACCCCUUUCAUCGACCUCAUCAAUUCUGUACCCCUGAGACAGAUCUAUGGUUGUCCCUUGGGUGGCAUUGGGGGAGGCACUAUCACCCGAGGCUGGAGAGGCCAGUUCUGUCGUUGGCAGCUUAAUCCUGGAAUGUACCAGCACCAGACAGUCAUCGCUGAUCAAUUCACAGUGUGCUUGCGCCGGGAAGGGCAGACAGUGUACCAGCAAGUCCUAUCUAUGGAGCGCCCAAGUGUCCUGCGCAGCUGGAACUGGGGCCUGUGUGGCUACUUUGCAUUCUACCACGCCCUCUAUCCCCGAGCCUGGACUGUCUAUCAGCUUCCUGGCCAGAAUGUCACCCUCACCUGCCGCCAGAUCACACCCAUCUUGCCCCACGACUACCAGGACAGCAGCCUUCCUGUAGGAGUUUUUGUGUGGGAUGUGGAAAAUGAAGGGGACGAAGCCCUGGAAGUGUCCAUCAUGUUCUCCAUGCGGAAUGGACUUGGGGAUGGAGAUGAUGCCUCAGGGGGCUUGUGGAAUGAGCCCUUCUGUCUGGAGCGUGAUGGGGAGACUGUUCAGGGACUGCUGCUGCAUCAUCCAGCCCUUCCAAAUCCCUACACCAUGGCUGUGGCUGCACGACUCACAGCAGAGACCACGGUAACUCACGUCACAGCCUUUGACCCUGAUGGCACUGGGCAGCAGGUGUGGCAAGAUCUACUCCAGGAUGGACAGCUGGACUCCCCUGCUGGUGAUGGGGACGGCCUGACAGGCCGAAGCACCCCCUCACAGAAGGGAGUAGGCAUUGCUGGGGCUGUGUGUGUCAUGGGCAAGCUGCCGCCCCGAGGCCGGUGCCAACUGGAGUUCUCAAUGGCUUGGGACAUGCCCAGAAUCAUGUUUGGAGCUAAGAGCCAAGUCUAUUACAGGCGGUACACAAGGUUUUUUGGCCCAGAUGGUGAUGCUGCCCCAGCCCUUAGCCACUAUGCACUGUGCCAAUACACAGACUGGGAAGAGAAGAUCUCGGCUUGGCAGAGCCCGGUACUGGAUGACAGAUCCUUGCCUGCCUGGUACAAAUCUGCACUGUUCAAUGAACUAUACUUCCUGGCUGAUGGAGGCACAGUCUGGCUAGAAGUUCCUGAGGACUCCCUGCCAGAGGAGCUGGUGGAGAGCAUGUGUCAGCUCCGCCCCAUCCUACGAGAGUAUGGCCGAUUUGGCUACCUUGAAGGCCAGGAAUAUCGCAUGUACAACACGUACGAUGUUCACUUCUAUGCUUCCUUCGCCCUCGUCAUGCUCUGGCCCAAACUCGAGCUCAGCCUGCAGUAUGACAUGGCUCUGGCCACUCUCAGUGAGGACCUGACCCGGCGACGGUACCUGAUGAGUGGGGUAGUGGCACCUGUGAAAAGGAGGAACGUCAUCCCCCAUGAUAUUGGAGACCCAGAUGAUGAGCCAUGGCUCCGGGUCAAUGCAUAUGUGGUCCACGAUACUGCUGACUGGAAGGACCUGAACCUGAAGUUUGUGCUGCAGGUUUAUCGGGACUAUUACCUCACUGGUGAUCAGGUCUUCCUCAGAGACAUGUGGCCUGUGUGUCUGGCGGUGAUGGAGUAUGAAAUGAAGUUUGACAAGGACCAAGAUGGACUCAUUGAGAAUGGAGGCUAUGCAGACCAGACCUAUGAUGGAUGGGUCACCACGGGCCCCAGUGCUUACUGUGGAGGACUGUGGCUGGCAGCUGUGGCUGUGAUGGUCCAGAUGGCUGCUCUAUGUGGAGUACAGGACAUCCAGGAUAAGUUUUCUUCCAUCCUUAGCCGGGGCCAAGAAGCCUACGAGAGACUGCUAUGGAAUGGCCGCUAUUACAACUAUGACUGCAGCCCUCUGCCUCAGUCCUGUAGCAUCAUGUCUGACCAGUGUGCUGGCCAGUGGUUCCUAAGGGCCAGUGGCCUAGGAGAAGGAGACACGGAGGUAUUCCCUACCCCACAUGUGGUCUGUGCUCUCCAAACCAUCUUCGAGUUCAAUGUCCAGGCCUUUGCAGGAGGAGCCAUGGGGGCUGUGAAUGGGAUGCAGCCCCAUGGUGUCCCCGAUAGAUCUAGUGUCCAGUCUGAUGAAGUCUGGGUGGGUGUGGUCUACGGGCUGGCAGCCACCAUGAUCCAGGAGGGCCUGACCUGGCAGGGCUUCCAGACAGCUGAGGGCUGCUACCGUACUGUGUGGGAGCGCCUGGGCCUGGCCUUCCAGACCCCCGAGGCAUACUGCCAGCAGCAGGUAUUCCGCUCCCUGGCCUACAUGCGGCCACUGAGCAUCUGGUCCAUGCAGCUGGCCCUGCAGCAGCAGCAGCAGAAAAAGGCCUCCAGGCCAACCGCCGAAUGGCGCACAGGACAAAGCACCAGGCCUGAACAUGGACCAAAGGAAGCCAUAGCAAAUCUGAGCCCAGAGUCUCCUGCAACCCUGAGCCACCAGGACAAUCACACCCCUUCCCUUCUCACCAUUCAACUGCACCAGUAAAGAGGGGUUGAGGGUGACCCAAGCAUCAAAAUUAAUUAUUUAUUUCUUUGCUCACCCCAUUCCUUCCCAAUGCAUGAAAUGCUCAAGGAGGUCAGUUAAUUCCCUAGGUUGAUUCAUGGGCAAAGAAACAUACACAGGUAGAAAUAAAAGACCCAGAAAGCCAGUUAAGUGUGGUGUGUUUGAGCCCGCAGGCUUCCUGACAGGGCACAGGAGCUGAGGCUAGUCCUUUCCUAUUCAUUUGGACACAGACUGGAGGGCCCCAGGCUCUAGGUCAGGGCACCUCCCCAUCCUCACAUCUAGCCUGAGUAGCCACCCUGCAAAGUAACAGGUGAGAGGCUGUGGUUAGGGAGCCAUCCCUCCUUCCUGGUGUUAUUUGCAUGCAGGAAGAGGAUGGGACCUGGGCAGGGGAACUUUGAGAAGACGUCAGGGAGUGGCAACUUCAGGGGAGGCUCUGCACCAGGAGCCUGAAGCAUGUGGCAGAACAGGCAGCAAGAGUUGCCAGGAGCCUGGAGCUCAUGGUCUGAGCUGUCCUUUAGUACCUCUGACUGCAGAGCAGGCAGCUCCAUCUGGUGAGGGUCCUCACCGGGAAGGGCACGAAGCUGGCGGGACAACACUGAGGAGACAAAGAGUCUUCAGGGGCAAGCCAGGCCUCCCCUGACCCUUCCCCAACAGUAUAUCAAGCUUCUCACCUCCGUGCUCAGUCGGCAGGCUCCCUCUUAUAUCAGAGGAGUACAGAGCAGGUACAAGAAGGAGGCAGAAGGAGAACAGUAGAACCUGGAUCACAGGAAAAAGGAGAUGAAGAAGGGCUCUGGAUUGCACCCCUAUCCUUGCUGCCUGAGAAAAGGAUAUCUCUCCUUCCAUCACUAUCCUCACCAAGACACAAGUGCUGCUGCUGGUGGUUUUGUUUGAUAUCUGAAUCACCAUGGCCUGGAGUCUCCUCAGCUGAUCUAGAAGAGACCUAGAGGAGGAGAGGGGACAGAGAGUAGCCCCUGAGAUCCUGUGAAACCCUCCUGUUAAGGCCACCUCCCUCUGUACACUGGAUCCUCUCUUGCAUUUUAUCCUAUUUUUUGCAAAGGACUUCUUCCUCUCUCAAACAGAAUGCCCAAAGUUUCUCAUUAAAGCAAACAAACAACCAC
Molecule: messenger RNA, 4516 nt
Organism: Manis javanica (Malayan pangolin)
Lineage: Eukaryota; Metazoa; Chordata; Mammalia; Pholidota; Manidae
Source: RefSeq, a predicted model, not a curated record